Messenger RNA from Cololabis saira (Pacific saury), 4092 nucleotides. Its product is annotated as mannosyl-oligosaccharide 1,2-alpha-mannosidase IA. Gene Ontology annotation, molecular function: mannosyl-oligosaccharide 1,2-alpha-mannosidase activity; calcium ion binding. The record is from RefSeq and is a predicted model, not a curated record. Gene Ontology annotation, cellular component: extracellular exosome; endoplasmic reticulum; Golgi membrane. Gene Ontology annotation, biological process: N-glycan processing; carbohydrate metabolic process. NCBI's taxonomy places the organism in Eukaryota, Metazoa, Chordata, Actinopteri, Beloniformes, Belonidae. The transcript is spliced from 12 exons. The coding region runs from base 985 to 2883 and encodes 632 amino acids.
CCAGCCCAAUCCUCGCCAGCUCCUCCACGCCAGCGGACGUCCACGGCGCGCAGCGUGUCUGUCUCCUCCUUCAUUGUUGGAAAACCGGCGGAUCGGAUGCUGGAUUUGUUUUUUCCUCCUGCGGAUUUGGAUCGGGGCUUAGGAUAACUUCACAUGGGACAAAAACCCGCCUCCUUUCAUGUCUGCCAGCGAUUUGUUUCGCCGGCGUGUUGACGGCAGUGGAGAGAAGGAGGAGGAGGAGGAGGAGGAAGAGGAGGUGAUGGAGGAGGUGGUGGUGGUGGUUUUGGGGAUCUGAGGCUGCAGGAGGAGAGAGGAGACAUGAAUGUGAUCAUACCCGCGUUUCCGUUCAUCAUCUGCACUGGAUAGAGGCUGGCGGGGGGAGAUACAAGCACCAGCUUUUUUGCGAGGCAGCAACGUGGGAGACGAGAGGAAGAUGCUCCGCCGUCCGCUCGAGGUUCUGCACCGCAGGGCGAUGCGUUAUUGAGGAUCUGCACGGCAUGCAAUAAUGCAUUGAGCCACAACUUUUCUUUAGAGGCUCGACAGACUGCAAAAAAAACCCGUAAAACUCUUAAUUUUUUUCUAUUCCCGUUCCGUUUCGGUGAUCCUGCUCAUCCGCGUUUCAGGAAACGCCAGUGUCAUCAACCCCGGUGCGGCUCUGAGUCUGCACAGGCGACGCUGCGAUAAAAAAAGGGGAAAACAGAUAAAAGGCUCCAGAGUUCAGUUGAUCAAUGUUUUGCACAUUGUAUCCGUAGGACAGGGCUAUCGUUUGCAUAUGCAAAUCCACUCAGAUACGAGAUAAAAAAAGAAGAGAGGGACAGAUCUGGCUGUGCUGGUGAAGUUUGUGUGCAAGUGUCACACAGACAGGGGUGUGUUUGAGUUUUCAGUCAGCGCUCAGACAGCAGACGCGCAGCUGGCCGGGGAGGACAGUCCUGUCAAAAAAACCUCUGACUUGAAGGCGGUGUCUUCAAGAAAAACAAAGUUUCAAUGGUUUUCCGAAAGUUGCCUGGUGUCUCGGCAUCGGGCAUGGGGCUCCGUCUGUCCCAGAAGUUCGUCUUUCUGCUUUUCCUCUCCGGCUUGGUGACGCUGUGCUUCGGCGCGCUCUUCUUUCUGCCCGACUCGGUGCGGCUGAAGCGCAUUUUCCUGUCCAAGACGGAGGUGCAGCCGGUCACCGCGGGCUCCAGGUCCGAGAACGACGUCAAGGAGCCCCCGAAGCGGCCCAGGGAGCCGGAGCGGGGCAUGACCCCGGCCCGGGCGGAGCCGGGCGGCCGGGGGAAGAGCGUGGAGGCGGAGGAGCGGCUCCCGGGGCCCCCCGGGGCCCGGGACCCGGGGGACCCCAGCCGGCCGGCCGGGGCCAGGACGGAGCCCGCCGCCUCCGCCUCCGCCCGGGCCACCCCGGAUACCUUCAGCUACCGGAGGUUCGAGAGCUGCCUGCAGAAGCCGGCCCUGGGGAGGGACAGCGGCCGGCCCAGCGACCCCCAGACCAACGAGCGCAGGGAGAAAGUCAAAGAGAUGAUGAAGUUUUCCUGGGACAACUACAAGCGCUACGCCUGGGGCAAGAACGAGCUGCGGCCUUUGACCAAAAAUGGGCAUAUUGGCAACAUGUUUGGAGGUCUGAGAGGAGCAUCCAUCAUUGACUCACUGGACACGCUGUACAUUAUGGGGCUGAUGGAAGAAUACAAUGAUGCCAAGGAGUGGGUGCAGACCAGCCUGGACCUAAAUUCAAACGGCGAGGCAUCACUCUUUGAGGUGAACAUCCGUUACGUCGGUGGGUUGCUCUCAGCGUACUACCUGACAGGAGAGGAGAUGUUCAAAAGUAAAGUGAUGGAGCUGGGAGAAAAGCUUCUGCCAGCCUUUAACACGCCAACAGGAAUCCCCCGAGGAGUCAUCAACCUGGGAAGCGGCACCAGCUGGAGCUGGGGCUGGGCCUCGGCUGGGAGCAGCAUCCUGGCUGAGUUUGGGACCCUUCACCUUGAAUUUGUGCACCUGAGCGAGCUGUCCAACAGUCCCAUCUAUACAGAGAAGGUGACAAACAUCAGGAAGCUACUAAGCAAGAUUGAAAAACCCCACGGCCUGUACCCCAACUUCCUCAGUCCAGUCACUGGCAACUGGGUCCAGCAUCACGUGUCCAUCGGUGGUCUUGGGGAUAGUUUCUACGAGUAUCUGAUCAAAUCAUAUCUGAUGUCGGACAAGACAGAUGAGGAUGCGAAGACCAUGUACUACAGUGCGCUGGAGGCCAUUGAAGCUAACCUGGUACAAAAGUCACCUGAUGGCCUCACCUACAUGGCGGAGUGGAGGGGGGGGAUCUUGGACCACAAAAUGGGCCACCUGGCCUGCUUCUCCGGGGGGAUGAUUGGCAUCGGAGCUGAUGAUGGAGCGCCAGACAAAAGGCAGCACUACCUUGACCUUGCUGCUGAGAUUACACAUACGUGCCAUGAGAGCUACACUCGCUCAACAACUAAACUGGGACCAGAGGCGUUCAGGUUUGACAGUGGAGCUGAAGCCACAGCAACCAGGCUGAGCGACAGAUACUACAUCCUGCGACCAGAAGUCAUUGAAAGCUACAUGUACAUGUGGAGACUGACCCAUGACCCCAAAUACAGAGAGUGGGGCUGGGAGGCUGUUGAGGCUCUGGAGCAGCACUGCAGAGUCGAGUCUGGCUUCUCCGGGAUCCGUGAUGUUUACACCACGACCGUCAACCACGACAACAUGCAGCAGAGCUUCUUCCUCUCAGAGACGCUUAAGUAUCUGUACCUGCUCUUCUCGGACGAUGACCUUCUCCCUCUGGAGGACUGGGUUUUUAAUACAGAAGCCCAUCCGCUGCCCAUCAUCCGUAAGAGCUGCCUGCAGGAUGAAGCGACACAGGAUAAGACGCUCGCUGAAUAAGACCGAGUACCAGUCAACAACUGAGACAGUUACAGAUGCAUCUGCACACACAGAAUUCACACGGAGAUGGCAAAGCACCAAUUCAGUGCAGGUUCAGUCUUUUCAGGAGUGUGUUACCGGCUCUCAAUUCCUUUUUAGUAAAGGAUGUUGUGGUUUUACGCUGUGAUUGUAUAUCCUUCUGCCACUUCUCUUUUGUGGACAAUCAAGACAAACAUGACUUUCAUGAAAAGAUUCUUUUUGUCCUUCUUUCCUCUGUGAGGAAACCAGUACAACUUACAGACCCAAAUGUAUGGGAGGAGGUGUGAACCAUGGUCCAUGUUGUCAGAAAAAGAGAGAAACAAUUAGAAAACCACUUUAGUUUUCUCCUUAAUUUGUUUUUCUUUUUGGUUAAUUUUGAGUGAUGAAUGAUUCUCGUAUCUAAUUAUUGCAGCUUUUCCUUUGUGACUACACUUUGACCAAAGGUUUCUUUGCAUUUCUGUUUCCCUCUUUUGAAUUUGAGUGUUUUUGAUGGAAGGUUAAAAUCUAAAUGAGGAAUAAAAUAUUAAUGUACAGACAAACAUGAAGUGUGACCCUCAAAUCUGCCUCUAAAUGAAUUCUGAUGUCAUGUUUCUUACUGAAACAAAUUUGAAUUAAUUUUUUAAAGGUUGGAGAUGUCAGAAAAGUGGCUAUGUCUUAUGCAUCCAGGGACCAUUAUUUAAAAAAAGGAAUAAAAAAACUGUUUGUGUUUCCACUUGAUACUUGGAUGACUUUUUCCAACAAAGUCCUGUCACUUUGGGAAAAGAAACACAUCAUCUUAGCCAUCUUCAAAUGGGUUUUUGUGAUUCUGUUGUAGUUCUGCUUCACCCUGCCUUCACACAUGCACCCAUGCGCCUGCCGUCACUGACGUUGCAGGCUCUGAGACUGCAGAGUGAAUGUGCUGUACAUACAGAGGACGUGAGUGACACCUGUAUGAGCCUGUCUUAACUUUAUUUUGUGUCUCUCUUCUUUUUUUCUAAAACUUCAGUGGUUAUUUUUUCUGGGUUCUCUUUUGAUUUUAUUCCCUCAGGUGUUCCAGUAAAAUAUAUAAACAUUUGAUUUUAAGUCUAGUUAUUGCUGAUAUUAAUUAUUGUUAUUACUUCUUAUUCUCACUGUUUGGUUUAACUUUAAAUGUGGAAUAUUUUCAAAUACUGAUAUAAAAAAAAAUAACAAAAAAACUGUGCAACUUUGUAC